Molecule: messenger RNA, 960 nt
Organism: Closterium sp. Naga37s-1
Lineage: Eukaryota; Viridiplantae; Streptophyta; Zygnematophyceae; Desmidiales; Closteriaceae
Source: the annotation of a GenBank genome assembly
AUGGCCCGUAAGCGCAAGAGCGUAGCUAGUACUGCUGACUUGUGCCCGCGGGAUCUCAACGAGAUCCCGUACAUCGCCUGGAUGAACAAGCAAAUCGCUGGCGGCCGCAAGCCCGCCGGACCUUUGCCGGAAGGAGCGCCUGGUGCGGGAGACACCUCGUUCGAGGCCCCGCGCGAUGUCCCUACCCGCGGACGCCGUCAUGCUGACCGUGUUGCCUCAUCCCGCGUCAACGACGAUGCUGCCUUCGCUGACGACGAUGACGCCGCCGACUCUGAUUACAACGAGUGCGACGACGCCUGCGACGACGACGCGGACUCUGGCGAGGAGGAGGACAAGGGCAUGUCCCCCUCCGAGGAUGAAGUUGACGCCGAUGAGGACGCCGAUGAAGACGAAGACGCUCCCGAGGAGGCCCAGCCUGCGACCCCGGCUCCCCGUCGUGGCCGUGCCUCUGCCGCUGCGGGAACCAAGACUGCUGCGAAGGGCGGGGAACCUCCGCGUGCGGCUGCCACUACUCGCAACCUGCAUCCUGACGAGCUCGGCCCCCUCCUCGGGAAGCAGGGCUCUCAGUACUGGGCCCGCCUCGCGCGCCAUCUCGAGCUGGAGAAUCCCGGGUGGGUGCGCGGCGUGAACGCGCUUCAGAAGCAGUGGCGCAAUCUCGUCAACAUGUACAAGCAGAUCAAGAAGGGGGAGAAGGCGAGCGGCAAGGGUGCCGUGUGCAAGCCCCACUGGUACCCGUACAUGGCUCUCUUCCAGAACAACAAGGCGGUGGGCAACCCUCACGCUGUCGACGGUGGAGAGACGGCAACGAUGGCCGCUGCCAAGCUGGUGUGCGAGACAAUCAAAGGCUGCCACUCUGACGCCAUGAGCAGGCUCGAAGGCCUUGUCCGCGCGCGGAUGGAGCAGGACGCGCCCGCGAACGCGUGCAGCAGCCCGCCCCCCCCCCCCGCCGGCCGGCGAUAA